GGAGCCGGUUGGGCUGGAUCCUGCCUUCAGGGGCCUCCCGGAAGAGACCUCCUGUACGUGCCCUCCUGCUGCCACAGUUCCUCAGCCGGGCGGGGCAGAGAGCCACUUUUGGAGGCUCCGAGCCCAGCACCCCUUGGGGUGCGGGAUCCGGCCCAGUUGGUGAAGUCUCUGGCUUUAAGCUCGCUUCUUGGCCACGGUUUAAGCGUAUUUGGUUGUCACUUAACUCAGCUGGGUCUCAAGGUGUUUCUAAAGUGGCUGGAGGCUUCCUGAGUUUUUUCUACGAGUGGGUUAUUGAGGGUGGUAAGCUGAGCGAUGUUCGACCCCUGCCCUGAGGAAUGCGCAGCUCAAAUGUUUCUUUUCCUUUUCUUUGACAUGAGAGGUUAGGAUGGAGAAUUGACCUGAUCGGAAGUCUCUCUUCGCCCAGGGGUUGAUGGGUGCGAUCUGCGAUGGCCUCGACAAUAUCUACACAACACUGUGGCCAGUACAGCUGUCACUGUCCAUUUUCCCCGAACGACUCCAUUUCCCCUACUGGUUCCAUUCUGCUCGCUCUGUUUUACUUGGGCUGGAAAAGUGCGUGUCAAGCCUUGGGCCGGUUUCCUUCUUGAGCUUCUAACAGAACGACUAAACUGAAAGAACAGUGUAUUUGCAGACAUUCUUAUUGCGUUGUUAAGUAUGGUCUGAAAGUCCCAGAGUUUUUCAGACUGCCGCCCAGCUCUAAUGGGAUGAAGAGAGUGUCGGACUUACGGCAGACUGCCCUGUAAAUCGAAUCAGUUCAGAAACCAUGGACAGGUCAACCGCUUGAUGUGGCUGAGCUUCAGAUUUUUAUCUCUAAAAUCGGGAGGGAGGUAGUGGUGUUAAAGUAUCUAGUAUGAUGCCUCGUCCAUCCAAAACCCGAACCCGUUGCCAUCGAGUCGAUUCGGACUCAUAGCGACCCUAUUGGGCAUAAUAGAACUGCCCCACACGGUUUCCGAGGAGCACCUGGUGGAUUCAAACUGCUGACCUUUGGGUUAGCAGCUGUAGCUCUUAACCACUAUGCUACCAGGGUUUCCGCCUCGUACAUACAGCUCAAUAGAUAUUUAUUGAAUGUGAAUUGUUGAGAUUACCGCCCCUUCCCUCUGUCCUCUUUGCUAGCAUAGCUUAAGUUCAGAGUUGGAGGAUGAAGCUCCUAGGUUCAUUCCCUGUUGCUGUCAUUCUAGUGUCAUCUCUGUAGGAAGCCUCAAUCUCCCCAUUUUGGACAAUGAGGAGAGUUUACUGAGUUCAGUAUAUCUCUGCUUUUCGAUUUGCUCUUCAGGUUCCAGGAAAUGCUUGUGUCAUGAGUUUUUCUCAGGGAACGAAGGUUGUGAGCACUUUCAGAGUGCUGAAAUGGAUGGUAAACGCAUAAUUUUUGGUAGGGACUGUCAGGCAAGCAUCUGCGUUGGAACCCCAGGCCCAUAUACUCCUGAGAGGAGUUAAAGCGUUGUGCAGAGAGUGGACUCUGGAGCCAGACUGCCUGGAUUCAAAUUCCUUAUCAACUACCAUUGAGACUUUGGGUUUUAGAAGAUGGCGAAGUUCAUGACACCCGUGAUCCAAGAUAAUCCCUCAGGCUGGGGCCCGUGUGCAGUUCCCGAGCAGUUUCGGGAUAUGCCCUACCAGCCGUUCAGCAAAGGAGACCGGCUAGGAAAGGUGGCAGAUUGGACAGGUGCCACAUACCAGGAUAAGAGGUACACAAAUAAGUAUUCCUCUCAGUUUGGUGGUGGAAGUCAAUAUGCUUAUUUCCACGAGGAGGAUGAAACUAGCUUCCAGCUGGUGGAUACAGCACGCACGCAGAAGACUGCCUACCAGCGGAACCGGAUGAGGUUCGCACAGCGUAAUCUCCGCAGAGACAAAGAUCGACGGAACAUGCUGCAGUUCAACCUGCAGACCCUGCCUAAGAGUGCCAAGCAGAAGGAAAGAGAGCGCAUACGACUGCAGAAGAAAUUCCAGAAGCAGUUUGGAGUGAGGCAAAAAUGGGACCAAAAAUCACAGAAGCCCCGAGAUUCUUCAGUCGAAGUGCGCAGUGACUGGGAAGUAAAAGAGGAAAUGGACUUUCCUCAGUUAAUGAAGAUGCGCUACUUGGAAGUUUCAGAGCCACAGGACAUCGAGUGUUGCGGGGCCCUGGAGUACUAUGAUAAAGCCUUUGACCGCAUCACCACGAGGAAUGAGAAGCCACUGCGGAGCAUCAAACGCAUCUUCCACACUGUCACCACCACGGACGACCCUGUCAUCAGAAAGUUGGCAAAAACUCAGGGGAACGUGUUUGCCACUGAUGCCAUCCUGGCCACACUGAUGAGCUGCACCCGCUCAGUGUAUUCCUGGGACAUCGUCGUCCAGAGGGUUGGCUCCAAGCUCUUCUUUGACAAGAGAGACAACUCUGACUUUGACCUCCUGACAGUGAGUGAGACAGCCAACGAGCCCCCUCAGGAUGAAGGCAAUUCCUUCAACUCACCCCGCAACCUGGCUAUGGAAGCAACCUAUAUCAACCACAAUUUCUCCCAGCAGUGCUUGAGAAUGGGGAAGGAACGAUACAACUUCCCCAACCCGAACCCGUUUGUAGAGGAUGACAUGGAUAAGAAUGAAAUCGCCUCUGUUGCAUACCGUUACCGCAGGUGGAAACUUGGUGACGACAUUGACCUGAUUGUCCGCUGCGAGCAUGAUGGCGUCAUGACCGGAGCCAACGGGGAGGUGUCCUUCCUCAACAUCAAGACCCUCAAUGAGUGGGAUUCCAGGCACUGUAACGGCGUUGACUGGCGUCAGAAACUAGACUCGCAGAGAGGCGCCGUCAUUGCCACAGAGCUGAAGAACAACAGCUACAAGCUGGCCCGGUGGACCUGCUGUGCUUUGCUGGCCGGAUCCGAGUACCUCAAGCUUGGCUACGUGUCCCGGUACCAUGUGAAAGACUCCUCACGCCACGUGAUCCUGGGUACCCAGCAGUUCAAGCCCAAUGAGUUUGCCAGCCAGAUCAACCUGAGUAUAGAGAACGCCUGGGGCAUCCUGCGCUGCGUCAUUGACAUCUGCAUGAAGCUGGAGGAGGGCAAGUACCUUAUCCUCAAGGACCCCAACAAGCAGGUCAUCCGUGUCUACAGCCUGCCGGACGGCACCUUCAGCUCUGAUGAGGACGAUGAAGAGGAGGAGGAGGAAGAGGAAGAAGAAGAGGAAGAAGCUUAAACCAGAUGGUGAUGUGGACCUGGAGCUGUAAUUCCACAGAGCCUGGAAGGGCCUUUGAUCCUUAAGGGGAUGUUUGCCCGACUCUGCUCUCUCCAGUUUGCAGAAGGAAUAAAGUCUCAGUCUGUAUAGUCUCUUUA
Loxodonta africana (African savanna elephant) is the source of this 3320-nucleotide messenger RNA. RefSeq names its product eukaryotic translation initiation factor 3 subunit D (gene EIF3D). Gene Ontology annotation, molecular function: translation initiation factor activity. The coding region runs from base 1540 to 3183 and encodes 547 amino acids. Gene Ontology annotation, biological process: translational initiation. Lineage: Eukaryota; Metazoa; Chordata; Mammalia; Proboscidea; Elephantidae. The record is from RefSeq and is a predicted model, not a curated record. Gene Ontology annotation, cellular component: eukaryotic translation initiation factor 3 complex; cytoplasm. The transcript is spliced from 15 exons.